Molecule: messenger RNA, 561 nt
Organism: Kwoniella mangroviensis CBS 8507
Lineage: Eukaryota; Fungi; Basidiomycota; Tremellomycetes; Tremellales; Cryptococcaceae
Exons: 5
Coding region: 1-561 (186 amino acids)
Biological process (GO): RNA processing
Cellular component (GO): cytoplasm; nuclear exosome (RNase complex)
Molecular function (GO): RNA binding
Source: RefSeq, a predicted model, not a curated record
AUGAGUACAACGAUCCUCCUCCCUGGUCAACCCCUACCUUCCAACCUCGUUACCCCUCCCUUACCUCAAUGUGGACCAGGAUGUUAUGCCGUGGAGGGUAGGAUACUAGCUAGUGUGGUGGGAGUACCUCAGAGGAACGGCUCGGUGGUCAGCGUGAUAGGCAGGGAAGAAAGCGGGAACACGCCUGAUGUCGGGUCUAUCGUAUCACGUCUGACAACGCAACAAGCUCAUCUCACGCUGACAACGUCGAACGAUCGACCUUUACCGGAGACAAGCGAAGAGUUUCAAGGUGUUAUAAGGAUAGGCGACAUACGGUUGACAGAGAGGGAUAAGAUCAAAAUGGGAGAUUGUUUUAGGCUGGGUGAUCUGGUGAAAGCGAAAGUGCUCUCACUGGGUGACGCAAGGAGUUAUUACCUAUCCACUGCGGCUAAUGAGUUGGGCGUCAUGUAUGCUGUCUCAGAAGCUGGAAACCCACUGUUACCGGUGUCGUACCAGGAAAUGGAAGAUGAAUUGACCGGAAGGAGGGAGAAGAGGAAAGUCGCUAAACCUGAGGGUAUAUAG